GUGUCUCCGAGGCUGCGCUCCUGCCAGAGCCCAAGGACUCACCGCUUCCUCCGCUCCCUUCCCGGGCCGACAGCCCCCCAAAAGUUGUGAUGCUUUUCUUUACCCAGUGCUUUGGGGCUGUGUUAGAUCUCAUUCAUCUCCGGUUUCAGCACUACAAGGCUAAACGCGUUUUCUCCGCGGCUGGGCAACUUGUCUGUGUCGUCAACCCCACGCACAACCUAAAGUAUGUGUCCAGUCGGCGCGCAGUCACUCAGAGCGCUCCAGAGCAAGGCAGCUUCCACCCUCACCAUCUCACCCACCACCACUGCCACCACCGCCACCACCACCACCUCCGCCACCAUGCCCACCCCCACCACCUCCACCACCAGGAGGCGGGGCUGCACACUGCCCCGGUGACGCCCUGCCUGUGCCUGUGCCCCUUGUUCUCCUGCCAGUGGGAAGGCUGCCUGGAGGUGGUGGUGCCCCACCUGCGGCAGAUCCACAGCGUUGACAUCCUCCAGGGAGCUGAGAUCGUCUUCCUGGCCACGGACAUGCACCUGCCCGCGCCGGCUGAUUGGAUCAUCAUGCACUCCUGCCUCGGCCACCACUUUCUGUUGGUGCUGAGGAAACAGGAGAGGCAUGAAGGGCACCCCCAGUUCUUUGCCACCAUGAUGCUGAUUGGGACCCCCACCCAGGCCGACUGCUUCACCUAUCGCCUGGAGCUCAACAGAAACCAUCGGCGUCUGAAGUGGGAGGCCACGCCCCGGUCUGUCCUCGAGUGCGUGGACUCGGUGAUUACUGACGGGGACUGCCUCGUCCUCAACACCUCGCUGGCACAGCUCUUCUCUGACAACGGCAGCCUUGCCAUCGGGAUUGCCAUCACCGCGACGGAGGUCCGCCCCUCAGAAGCUGAAAUGUGAGGCCGGGAGCCCUGGAUGUUCCCACGGAGCCUCCCUAGGAAAAGCCUCGGACCUCCCAGUGCCGUGCCGGGACUCCAGACUCCUUUUUAUUCUUCUCCUUCCUUUCUUUUUUUAAAUUUAAUUUUUUUUGCGGGGGGGCGGGUCUCAGGUACUUUAUGGGAUUUAGUCUUUGUCUGCCAUGGGCAUUGUAUUAUGUAAACAUCCUGUAAUUCAAGAUCUUGGUGUGGCGUUUGUCCUGUAUUGUUGGUGUUGUUUCAUAGAAGGUUUCUAGGAUUUAGUCAGAAUAGUUUUUUUUUUCCUGUCACCUCCAAUUCCUUUCUCUGCUGCUUUCUAAAGGAUCAAAACACCAUGAAGCAGACUGCUGGGGUUGAGAGGCUUAGCUUGAGAAUCAUUUCUCGUUUCUCUUUUCAGUCUAUUUCAGAGCAAGCUAAAUCUGAACGUGUGUAGUCAGCAGGUUGGGGAAGGGGCCCUGCUCAGAGAUGGAUCACAUUUCAGACCAGCCAGACACGACUCUGACACCUUCCCAGGAACCUCAAGGUCAAAGCUGGGUUACCCAGGCAUGAGGAGAUGGUGUCUCCUCCACAUGGCUGGAGGCUGGACUAGAGGCAUCAUCCUGUGCUGAGCGCUCAGGUUGACACUGGGGCUCAGGAGAGUGGUCAGAGGCCCACCUUCCUGUGAUGGGCUCUCGUCGCCUUGUUCCCAGGCUGUGCCAUCUUUUCCUGCUCUAGAAUCAAAGUCCUCAGAUUUUUGGUGCUUUCUUAAAAACCCCUUUGCCUUCUGUUGAGCAAGCAGCAGAAAAGAAUAGGCACGAUGGGGCAUGGGGAGGAAAAGCAACAGGGAAAAGAGAAUAUAAAAUUCAUCUCCCGUCUCUGGGAGGGCACUCCCUCCUCAGAGAGUUUCAUUAUUUUCAUUAUCAAGUUAUAAAACCCAUCAGUCCCUCCCUAGGGUGCUGUUCUUUCACAUCAUGCAAAAAGCAGAACCAGGACUCAGCAUCAAAGGCAAAGAACUCAGAGGGCGGCACCCAGGAAGUCUGACCUGGCGGGCUGGCCGUCGCUUACAGACGUGGGAGGCUCUCCUUCCUUCCCUUACUUUCUAAAACGCUCCGACGGUCCCAUUCAGUACACAGCCGUGACCACGGCUCCCGUGUGUAUUCGGCACCCUGUUUCAGUGUAAAUGAAACAGUGACAGAAAUCCAUACGGCCUCCGCACAGCUUGCUCUCACUUACCUGGUUGUUAGACCAAUUAAUUCACCAACAUCUUCCUGCAGACGUGUCUCGUGUCUCUGAAGAAAGUCAGCAUGUUUAGUCAACUUUGUCUUUUGUGUUCUAAGGUGGACACCUUUAAGCCUUCCCAGGAGGACCUCUUCUAGCUCCUUUUUGUCACAUUCAUCCCUUCUUCUGGCUGCUCUCCAGACACUGCAGGAGCCAGGCACCCCAUCCCCAGCGCAUCCUCAUGAGAGCCCA
Molecule: messenger RNA, 2362 nt
Organism: Saimiri boliviensis boliviensis (Bolivian squirrel monkey)
Lineage: Eukaryota; Metazoa; Chordata; Mammalia; Primates; Cebidae
Gene: SIAH3
Product: siah E3 ubiquitin protein ligase family member 3
Biological process (GO): multicellular organism development; proteasome-mediated ubiquitin-dependent protein catabolic process
Cellular component (GO): cytoplasm
Molecular function (GO): ubiquitin conjugating enzyme binding; ubiquitin protein ligase activity
Source: RefSeq, a predicted model, not a curated record